GUCAACUACUUGAGGCUGUUACUCGUGCUGUAUAUCAAAUCUUGCGUGCUGCGCUUCUCAUAGAAACAUCCGUCCAUCCCCUGCUUCUCAACUUUCUGCGACCAGGUCACAUAGACUUCGACGUUUUUCUUUUUGGUUUCUCCAUCUCUAUCUUCUUCAAAAGAUCCGUCAAACUGUUUUCUUCAACUUUCCGCCGUCGCGCAGCUCAACUACCCCUCCGCUCCUCCCUCAGUCUUACCGUGGCAGCGACCUCGACCUUCCAGCAAAAGUCUCAACAAGCACCCUCCACGGCGCGUUCGAUUUCGUCGACCCUCACCAGCGCCAUGGCGCCUCCACCUCACACAAAAGUGGCCAUCAUCGGCUCAGGGCCUGCCGCCCACACCGCGGCCAUCUACCUCUCCCGCGCAGAACUCAAGCCGGUCAUGUACGAAGGCAUGUUGGCGGGUGGCACCGCGGCAGGGGGGCAACUGACCACGACGACCGACAUUGAAAACUACCCCGGCUUCGCACAGGGGAUUGGCGGCUCGGAGCUCAUGGAUCAGAUGAGGGCACAGAGUGAACGGUUCGGCACCGAGAUCAUCACUGAGACGAUAACGAAGGUCGACCUGAACCAACGACCCUUCAAACUGUGGCGCGAGUACGAGGACGGUGAGGCAGACGAACCAGCCCACACCGCCGACGCCGUCAUCAUCGCCACGGGAGCCAACGCCAGGAGGCUGGCCCUGCCAGGCGAAGAGACGUAUUGGCAAAACGGAAUCUCGGCGUGUGCGGUCUGUGACGGGGCGGUCCCCAUCUUCAGAAACAAGCCGCUGGCGGUCAUCGGCGGAGGAGACUCGGCGGCCGAAGAGGCCAUGUUUCUGACGAAGUACGGCUCGCACGUCACGGUGCUCGUCCGCAAGGACAAGCUGCGAGCCUCCAAGGCCAUGGCGAAGAGACUCCUGGCGAACCCCAAAGUCACGGUCAAAUUCAACCACGUCGCGGUCGAAGUGCAGGGUGAAAAUAAGCCGAGAGGUCUCAUGACACACUUGAAGAUCAAAAACGUGCAGAGCGGUGCCGAGGAGGUCAUGGAGGCCAACGGUCUGUUUUAUGCUGUCGGGCACGACCCGGCCACGGCGAUUUUCAAGGGCCAAGUCGACACGGACGAAGAGGGAUACAUUGUGACGAAACCCGGCACGAGCUACACGAGUAUUCCUGGUGUCUUCGCCGCCGGUGACGUGCAGGACAAGAGAUACCGACAGGCCAUCACCAGCGCCGGGAGCGGGUGUAUAGCGGCCCUCGAGGCCGAAAAGUACCUUGCCGAACUCGAAGACGAGAUACCCCUCGAAAAGGAGAAUCAGGCCAAAAAGCCCGAAGUCAAUGGCGACGCCGCUCCUGAAUAUAGAUCAAACCCCUUGCUGUGAACUUCUUCUUUAUACAGAGGGGUUCUCCGUAGAUUUGAUGAUGAUAGAAAUAGGAUGUAUUGUCUCUCUUCAGGAGAAAUCAAAAUUUUUGACCAAACCACGCCGUGGG
Molecule: messenger RNA, 1509 nt
Organism: Exophiala oligosperma
Lineage: Eukaryota; Fungi; Ascomycota; Eurotiomycetes; Chaetothyriales; Herpotrichiellaceae
Product: thioredoxin reductase
Exons: 1
Coding region: 324-1400 (358 amino acids)
Biological process (GO): removal of superoxide radicals
Cellular component (GO): cytoplasm
Molecular function (GO): thioredoxin-disulfide reductase (NADPH) activity
Source: RefSeq, a predicted model, not a curated record